AUGUCUAAUGUUGAAUUUGAUAUUCGGGAAGAUGAAGAGCAAGCAGUUAAGAUGCAAGAUACUAUUGACCUUCUGCUGGCUGCCGGAUAUUUCAGGGCACGAAUCAAAGCAAUUCCACCUUUCGAUCGCGUUAUCGGCGGAAUAGUGUGGUGCAUAACCAUGUGCAAUACAACUGUUGACGUGGAUCUAAUAUAUUCGGAGAGUUCUUCAAUUAAACAAAAAAUUGCACUUACGGAAAAGGUUGUAGAAGUAUUACCACAACUAAAAUGUCCACACUCAAUAGAGCCACAUCAGAUACAGGGACUCGAUUUUAUCAAUAUUUAUCCCGUUGUUCAAGUAGCUCUGGAUUAUUUUUGGUGGCUAGUGAAACGGGCUCUUGAAGCAAGAGAGAGACAGGAGGACUCUAUCAAAGCUUUUGCAGUACAUUAUUUCAAUGAGAACUGCGGUCAUUUGAAGAACACUGAUGAAUUGGCAAAAAAAAGGAAAUUUGAUGAGGGUUAUCGUAAAAUGAAAUCGUUAUCUUCUCCUCAACGUAUCUACCGCAGGCCUAAAAGCUUUUCUUGUAAUACGUUAUAUGAAGAUGUACAAUGCACACUUAUGGAAUAUGGUUGGAAACCUUUUAUGCAAGCUAGGGCAAGCGGUGACGCAAAAACGCCUAAAAACGAAGCAAGUGAUGAGAAUGUUGAAGACGAAAUUUCUGUGCGUUUAAAAGAUGAGUUGUUGAAAGGAGAUGGACCAUUGCAGAAGCAUAGAGUACCUUCAAGGAAAAUAGCUAAACUACUUGAUGCCAGCGGCUUGCAAGAGGCUGCUGAGUCUGUCGAUAAGAUUUUAAAAGCACCAUUAUCUGAAGAAGGGGUAGCAGUUAACCAGCUGGAGAGGGCACAAAACCAGUUGCACCAGUUAGAAGAAGAAGAACGAGUUCUGGACGAUGCUUUGGCCAAAGUGGAAGCAGACAAUGUUUCUCUUGAUAAAGAAAUUAACCUCUGCGAAGAACGUUUAGAAGGAUUCAGCAUUAAAAAAAAAGAAUUUGAAGAGAGUCAAGUAACAAGAUACCAGAGUUUAAUAGACGCCUAUGACGAGAUUAGAAGUCAAGAAGCGCGGUUUAAAGCAGACUGCAAACGCGAACUACAGAAAAUGGACGAGGAGCUGUCGCGUUUGCACGAUGAAGUCAGGAGUGGCCAUGCAAAAAAUACUGAUGAGCGGAGGAAAGAGCUUGAGAGCAUGUUGAGUCAACUAAAUCAAGUUAGGAGUGAAGAUGUUGCACUAAAUAGAGAAAUAGCGGUGGCACAGAGACAGGUUGAUUCAGUUCCAUCACAGAUUGAGAUUAGUCAAUAUCAAAGGCGAAUAAUGGAACUGUUCAAUCAAAUGGCUGUAAUGAACUGUGAAAUAAAACAGCUCUAUAACCUUCACAACACAUUAUUAGAUGUGGUGUCUUUCAAGAAGAAAGAGAUAGAUUUGAUGAAUAAUAUCGAGGAUGUGCAGGAGACGGCUAUGAGGGAAAGUUACAAACAGUCAUUCUUGGAAAAUUUGCAAAAGAUUUUAAGAAGCGUUCAAACUAUGUGUGAUAAAUUACAGAUUACUUCAAAAAAAGAUGAACGAGAAGCCUUGAGGGAUCGACAGCAGGAAGCUUACCAGUCUUUGCUUGAAAAGGAACGCAUCUAUUACAAAACUAUUGAAGAUUUCAAAGAAGUAUCUUUUAUUUUGAUUUUCAGUAGUAAGUUAAAAGUACGCUUUAUCUGCGUUGUUUCGGGUAGAAUGUCAAAGCAUGAUAUAUUAAUUUUUAUUGAAAAUAUUGUUACUGAUAUUUCUCAAGGCAUUACUUGGAAGUAUUGUCAGUGA
Molecule: messenger RNA, 1839 nt
Organism: Enterobius vermicularis (human pinworm)
Lineage: Eukaryota; Metazoa; Nematoda; Chromadorea; Rhabditida; Oxyuridae
Source: the annotation of a GenBank genome assembly